This is a messenger RNA of Menidia menidia (Atlantic silverside), 1251 nucleotides long. Lineage: Eukaryota; Metazoa; Chordata; Actinopteri; Atheriniformes; Atherinopsidae. The record is from the annotation of a GenBank genome assembly.
GGCUGUUCGUCAAAGUCAUUCAAGCUGUACUCUCCCAAGGAGCCCCCCAACGGCGGCAGCUUUCCCCCCUUCCACCCAGGCGCUAUGCUGGACAGAGAUGUGGGGCCAACACCCAUGUACCCACCUUCAUACAUGGAGCCUGGAAUGGGGAGACCUACACCGUACGGGAACCAGACAGACUACAGGAUAUAUGAGCUGAAUAAAAGGUUACAGAACUGGACAGAGGACUGUGACAAUCUCUGGUGGGACGCCUUCACCACAGAAUUUUUUGAAGAUGAUGCCAUGCUCACCAUCACGUUCUGUCUAGAGGAUGGUCCCAAACGUUACAGUAAGAAAGAAUCCCUCAAGCUGGGAAGUCGUGUCCGCUGUAUUUGCCGCCUCAUGGCCAUUGGCCGGACACUGAUUCCUCGAUACUUUAGAAGUAUUUUUGAAGGAGGCGCCACCGAGCUGUUCUAUGUUUUGAAGCAUCCAAAAGAGUCUUUCCACAACAACUUUGUGUCCCUCGACUGUGACCAAUGCACCAUGGUGACCCAGAAUGGCAAACCCAUGUUCACACAGGUGUGCGUUGAAGGCCGCUUGUACCUAGAGUUCAUGUUUGAUGACAUGAUGAGGAUCAAGACGUGGCACUUCAGCAUCAGACAACACAGAGAAGUCCUACCCAGGAGCAUUCUGGCUAUGCAUGACCCGCAGAUGCUUGAUCAGCUGGCUAAAAAUAUCACCAGAUGUGGGCUCUCCAACUCCACACUCAACUACCUCCGUCUAUGUGUGAUAUUGGAGCCAAUGCAGGAGUUGAUGUCCAGGCAUAAGACUUACAGUUUGAGCCCCAGAGACUGUCUGAAGACAUGCCUUUUCCAAAAGUGGCAAAGGAUGGUUGCACCUCCAGCUGAGCCGGCCAGACAAGCUCCUAACAAGCGGCGGAAAAGAAAGGUGUCGGGCGGCAGCACCGUGAGCUCCGGCGGAGGCAGCAAUAACAACAGCAACAGCAAAAAGAAGAGUCCAGCCAACAGCUUUUCACUCUCCAACCAGGAUGUGAUGAUGGUGGGAGAGCCCACACUGAUGGGAGGGGAGUUUGGUGACGAGGACGAGCGUCUGAUCACACGGCUGGAGAACACGCAGUACGAUGGGGCGAAUGGCCUGGAGGAUGAGGACAGUUUCAACAGCUCACCAGCACUGGGGGCUCACUCGCCCUGGAACAACAAGGCUCCCUCCAGUCAGGAGAGCAAGAAUGACAACUCCCAGUCGUCCCAGUAG